AAUCCGGCCCCAUAAUGCCGGACUGCCACGUUGCCAGGUGAUUGCCACUGAUUCGUUGGCGGCGGCAAGGGUUCACCUAUCCAGCUCCAUCGUCUGAUUAUCGCAGGACUGCCUUUCUCCAAAGUACCUUUCCAUCAGUGUGUAAACCGCGAUCGCAAACAAAACCUAACACAUGCUGGACUUGCAGGAUUCAUCUCCGGCACGGCAUCUUGGCGUCGCUACCGCAAGGAACCAACUCCAGAGACCCCGCUUACCAUGUGGUCGGUUCCGCGAGUGAACCCGGAAAAUCGGAUGUCACCUUGAUGGAUUCAACAGAUGAAUAUUUAACCAGCAACCCAGGACCCGUCUGAGUGAGGGUCUCGUGCAGCGGUCUUUUCCCACGCCCUCCCACUGCCGUCAAUAUGAAGACAUCAAGCCUCGCCGCCGCCUUGUUGGCAGUCGCUCCCACAGCCGCCACCGGUUGGACCUGGGCUGCUGCCCACGGCAAGUCGAUCAACUUCACCUCGGUCUCUGGCUACUUCGUCCAAGAUGACGCGGCAACCAACCCUUCAGGGUUUGACUAUGCGAGCGUCAACUUUGGCCUGAUCAACCGGACAUACCCUACCGACAAGCGCUUCGAUCCAAACGGCGAAAAAACGCAAUGGCAACGCUUUGAGGCCUUUGUCAAGUUUCUGAAUUCUGCCUGCAGCAAGAGGCGCGGCGUUCAGUACAAGCUGCUGUUCAUCGGCCGUCACGGCGAGGGCUGGCACAAUGCUGCCGAGUCCUUCUACGGCACUCCCGCCUGGAACUGCUACUGGGCUGAACAGGAGGGCAAUGGCACGGCCGUAUGGGCGGAUCCACUGCUGACGCCGGCCGGCGAGGUCGAGGCCUACAAGGCGAAUGCCUACUUCAAGGACCGUUAUGAGACGCAGAAGCUGCCGUUCUUCGAGUCGUACUACACCAGCCCCCUCUCCCGGUGCACCAUCACCGCCAACCUCACCUUUGGCGACAUCAGUCUCCCUGCGGACCGCCCAUUUGCCCCUAUCGUUAAAGAAGGAUUCCGGGAGGGCAUGACGGUGCACACCUGCAACCGGAGGUCGAGCAAGACCUACAUCUCCAAAAUGUUCCCCUUCUACCAGUUCGAAGAGGGCUUCACCGAGGAAGACGAGCUCUGGCGGGCCGACGAGGCCGAGACGGACGCCGCCUUUGCCGUGCGCGCCAAGGAAGUCCUCGACGACGUCUUCACGACGGACCCAAAGACGUGGAUCAGCAUCACGGCCCACUCCGGCGCCGCCACCCGGCUCCUGGCCGCGCUAAACCACCGCCCUUUCCGCCUCGCCACGGGCCAGAUCAUCCCCGUGCUGGUCAAGGCCGAGGCCGUCGAGCGGCAGCCCACGCCCCCGUUCGACGCGCACGAGCCCUACUCGACCUGCGACGCCCCGCCCAUCACGUCGGUUGCCGGCCAGGGAUGUGUCUGCGCCACGUCGACGACGUCGGCGCUACCUUCGGCCACUGGCGAGCCUGAUGAGUGCCCAACGGAGUGAAAGGGAAGUGGUAGUGUCAAUAAUGUGGACAUCUACUGAGUGGUAGAACCACCUUGCUGCAUUCGAAAGUAAUUAAAGUAAUCAGUGUACCUUGCGUGCCUCUGGCGUGUUUAGAGUAAUUCUCCUUCAGAUUUUUUCCAACCAGCGUUGCAUUUCAGCCCCCGCUGCCAAAGA
Molecule: messenger RNA, 1697 nt
Organism: Parathielavia appendiculata
Lineage: Eukaryota; Fungi; Ascomycota; Sordariomycetes; Sordariales; Chaetomiaceae
Product: phosphoglycerate mutase
Exons: 4
Coding region: 402-1523 (373 amino acids)
Cellular component (GO): cytoplasm
Molecular function (GO): phosphatase activity
Source: RefSeq, a predicted model, not a curated record